Molecule: messenger RNA, 2409 nt
Organism: Cucumis melo (muskmelon)
Lineage: Eukaryota; Viridiplantae; Streptophyta; Magnoliopsida; Cucurbitales; Cucurbitaceae
Product: probable hexosyltransferase MUCI70
Exons: 10
Coding region: 659-2212 (517 amino acids)
Source: RefSeq, a predicted model, not a curated record
CCCUUCUCCUUCUCCUCUUUCUCCACGCACGCAGCCCUCCCUCUUCACCUGCCAAUUUCUUUACUUUUUCCGUCCGCCCAUCAGACCAGCCACCGCCGACCAUUACGUCUUCGCCGCUGCAGGUGUUCGUGCAUCAUUUCCGUCGCAUCCGACAAGUCGAAUGUCCGAUUCUUCAACCGCCACUCUCGUCCGCGGUUUCGACUGGUUGCGCCGCUGCAGCCGCGUCUCCCCCACUCGUCGGAGUUGGCCUUCUUUUGAGGUUUCGCCGGAAUUCCAAGAGCUUGCCGACGACGCCAACAAUCACUCGCUAUUCUUUAGCAAGCCGAUUCGCCGUUAGUUUCAUUCUAUUCCAACCUUCUCUUAUCAGAUCUAAGAUUUGGGAUUUGGAAUCUUGGGAGAUUUUUGCUGCUGUCCAACAUUUAGUAAUCUGGGCAUUUUCACACGACUUAGAUUUAGAGAACUUGGAAGCAUUGAUCAACACGGUUGAGGUUGUUUUAGAUGAGUUGGGAAUGUGGUGAUAACGGAAGACGAAAUGGAUAUUGGAACAGGAAGAUUAGUUGAGUGAAGGGAUUUCAUUUUGAGGAUGCCAUAUAAAUGUUGAUUUUUUUUCUACCUGCAUGUCUUGUUAUUCCACAAAUGAGAAGUUGAGAUAGUACUUAUGGAUAGCGAGUUACAGAGAUCAUUUUCUUCAAGAAUAAACCGUAGAGGGGAGCGAAAUAUUCAAAAUCUGCAUGCUAGAGAUGUUGAAGGAGGUUUCGUUUCUCCUGAAAAAUUGCCUUCAGACCACCCAAUGAAGAUAGUAUGGAAGAAGGGGUUUAUUCGAUUGUUUCUUGUGGGUGGAAUUUUAUGGAUGUUGCUGAUUCUCACUGCCUCCCUCCUUCAUGUUUGGUCUUGCCGUUCUUCUAUCACUUUUUUCUCCGCUAUUUGUAAUAAAGAAAGUAAGGUUUUCACGAUCUUAGACUCAAUGGGAAUAAUGGCAAAGGCACAACACCGUUGUUCAAUUCCCUUGAUGGAUGAAGCUGAUAAAGUAGUUAUCCCAAAAGGAAGAACUCCUGAUGAAAUUGUCAAACGACUUGUCUACAUCACUGAAGCUGAGUACUCAAUAAAUGGAUCUCAAAAAUCGCCACUGUUUGGAGGACAUCAGAACUGGACACAAAGAGAGGAAAGCUUUAAACUAAAACCAACCAUGAAGGUGCAUUGUGGUUUUAUGCGAAAUGGUGGGGCUGAAAUGGUUCCUGCUGAUAUCAAGUAUGUUAAGAAGUGUAGGUUUGUUGUUGCCUCAGGAAUUUUUGAUGGAUAUGAUGUUCCUCGACAGCCUUCGAAUAUAAGCGUUCGUUCUAAGGAUCUAUUCUGUUUUCUUAUGGUGGUGGAUGAGAUUUCUAUGCAAUUUAUAAGAGAAAACGUUACUGUUGAGGAAGAUAAUGAUGGAGGAAAAUGGGUUGGUAUCUGGCGCCUUGUUUUACUAAAGUAUCCACCCUAUGAUGAGCCAAGAAGAAAUGGAAAGGUUCCAAAGAUAUUAACUCAUCGGUUAUUCCCACAAGCACAGUAUAGUAUCUGGAUCGAUGGUAAAAUGGAGUUGAUAGUAGACCCUUUGCUCAUUCUAGAAAGAUACUUGUGGCGUGGGAAGCAUUCCUUUGCCAUUGCUCAACAUAAGCAUCACCAUAGCAUCUACGAAGAGGCCGAUGCUAAUAAACGAAGGAAACGAUAUGCACGCCCUCUUAUCGACCUUCACAUGAAAAUUUACCGAUAUGAAGGAAUGGAGCCAUGGAGUCCAGAAAAGAAAACCGUUAGUGAUGUUCCAGAAGGAGCCAUCAUUAUAAGGGAGCAUACAGCAAUGAGUAAUUUGUUUAGCUGCUUGUGGUUCAAUGAAGUACACAUGUUCACACCAAGAGACCAACUGAGUUUUGGGUAUGUGGUAUACAGGCUAGGGGAUUCUUUCAAGUUCUUCAUGUUUCCAAAUUGCGAGUAUUACUCGCUUUUUAUUUUGCACCCACAUACAAGAGAACACUCUUCUUUGAUAGAGUGGGUUAAAGAUUGGGAUCAACUUAAGGGGAAUAUGAGCAAUAUGAAAGAGUAUAAACAAUGGAAGCAGCGUAACGCAUCAACUAGUUUGAUAGAGACUAGGGGAGGAUUAGGAUUGUGGACUCCUUACCCUGGAAACCUUGAUUCAGUUGUACUUCCAACUGUGGUAAGAUCAUCAAAAGCAGGUUGAAUAAUAUUGUUUGCCAACUGGAAAGAAAAGAAUCUUCCAGUUUUCUGUAAUAUUUACCUGACAAAUUCUUGAGGGGAAGGAUGAAGAAAUUUUGUCCUCAUAGUUCCUACUUCCCAUAUAUUCAUAAUAGACUUGCUACCACUAUCUGUGGCUCUACUUUAAAGGGGUAGUGAAUGCUAUUGAUUUUUUUGGAUCCA